GUUGGAGAGGAGACCGUUGAGCAAAGUGGAGAAACCUAUAACGAGACGCCAAAAGCACUGUAAUGACACACCAGCUCAUUUUUUAGUAGUCUACACAGAAUUAGGUAGACUGUCAAGUAGAGACGUGCGUUUCUUUCGCUUGCUUUAAAUCUGCAAGAUGAGAAGAAGAGUUGAUGAAACUGUUGCAACUGAACGGACUGAGCGGAAAGCGGCAAAAUGCAAAUUUUCAGCAGUGAAAACAAGGUCUCGACUGUGGGUGUGGAUAACAAAGGGGCUUCUAGCUCUCGGCAUCCUAUAUGCGACUCUACCAUUUAUUCUGCGCCUCUUUCCUGGCAUUGUACAGCACCUGGUUUAUAAACAUGCUAUAACAUACUUCGUUGACCUCAGUCGUCCCUAUGACCUCGCUCUUAAUCACACCGUUAACAUGUACCUGUCCUCUGAAGAGGGGGUGACACUAGGCGUGUGGCACACUGUUCCUGAGCACAAGUGGAAAGAAGCCCAAGGUAAAAGUCUGGACUGGUAUGAGAAGUCUUUGGGUGACGGUUCACCUGUUUUCAUCUACCUCCAUGGUAAUACAGGUAGCAGAGCAUACCCACAUCGAGUGGGAGUUGGCAAAGUCCUAAGUUCACUUGGCUAUCAUGCGUUGGUUAUGGAUUACAGGGGAUUUGGGGACUCCACAGGGGAGCCCACAGAGGCCGGACUGACCACUGAUGCCCUUUAUCUGUACCACUGGGUAAGGGCACGCAGUAAGGGCAGCCUGGUGAUCUUCUGGGGUCACUCACUGGGCACAGCUGUGUCAACUAACACUGCUGUGAUAUUACAAGAGCAAGGAAACCCUGUCGAUGCAGUGAUUCUUGAGGGUGCAUUCUUAAAACCUGAUUUGCCAGAGGAAGAAUUGUUAAAAUUCCCUCACCCUUUUACAUGGUAUUACUGGAGGUUUCCCUAUAUUCAGUACUUUUUCAAGGACUUGAGCAAAAAUAAAUUUGUGUUUAACACUGAAGACAACCUAAAGAAAAUGAGAACACCUCUUUUGAUCCUUCAUUCUAAAGAUGACCAUCUGGCACCCUUCUGGAUGGCUGAGAAGGUUUACAGCAUAUCCAAAAGUGCCCUGAACUCUGAUAAGCUAGUCAAGCUGGUACCAUUUGAUGGAUCUCAUGGAUAUCUUCAUAAUGGGCUCUACAGAGAUCCUGGUUUGCCAGGUAUCAUAAGGGAAUUUGUGCAGUCGGUCACAGCAUAACCAGGAAGCGCCAAAGAGAGCAUCUAGGAUAAAGUAAUGGCCAGAUUCAUCUUUAUCUUAUACUCUCAAUGAGUCAAUGCAAUUCACUUGAUUUAACAAUGUAGACCUUCAUUGAUUGUCCUAAGCAGUGCUCAGUGAUCCUAUACUAUAGAGCAAUGGUGCACAACUUCACUUGAGCAGGGAAAUCACCAUACUUUGCUGAACUCAAGGAAGAGUGGUGUUUACC
Molecule: messenger RNA, 1463 nt
Organism: Electrophorus electricus (electric eel)
Lineage: Eukaryota; Metazoa; Chordata; Actinopteri; Gymnotiformes; Gymnotidae
Product: lysophosphatidylserine lipase ABHD12-like
Biological process (GO): monoacylglycerol catabolic process; phosphatidylserine catabolic process
Cellular component (GO): endoplasmic reticulum membrane
Molecular function (GO): monoacylglycerol lipase activity; phosphatidylcholine lysophospholipase A1 activity
Source: RefSeq, a predicted model, not a curated record